Messenger RNA from Mizuhopecten yessoensis (Yesso scallop), 10717 nucleotides. RefSeq lists its product as uncharacterized. Bases 383 to 3889 code for a protein of 1168 amino acids. The record is from RefSeq and is a predicted model, not a curated record. Gene Ontology annotation, cellular component: nucleus; cytoplasm. Gene Ontology annotation, molecular function: K63-linked polyubiquitin modification-dependent protein binding; DNA binding; zinc ion binding. Gene Ontology annotation, biological process: protein K33-linked deubiquitination; protein K29-linked deubiquitination; cell migration. The transcript is spliced from 9 exons. NCBI's taxonomy places the organism in Eukaryota, Metazoa, Mollusca, Bivalvia, Pectinida, Pectinidae.
UAACAGAGAUAAAAAAAAUAUGUUAUUUAAUUUGCUUCACAACAAUUAAAUAAAAACGGUAUAAAACUGUCUGAUCGAACGCACCUGUCAUUUCAACGCAUGUGCACUGGUCUACUUCCGUUUAGUCCCAAGUAAUGAUGAAGAAAGGACAAUAUCUUCGUUCGAAGGAUUCUGCAACUGAAUGGGAUAUUCUUCGCGUCACAGAUCCGAAAGGCUGUGUUUGGGUCCCAGUCGUUAGUGGUGUGUAAAAUGUCCAGACCAUCAUUUUACAGGAAAGUGUUACAUCCUUGUUCAACGAAACCAGCAAUACCAGUUUUAAAACUUCAGAUCUCAUACAGCCUCAAUUCGCUACCUUGGAUCUUGAGUGAACAGAUCUUGCACCAUGGACCAGCAGCGACUACUUCAUCAGUUCAUACAGCGAACUGGACUAGAAGUAGAGGCUGCAGACAGCAUUCUUCGGCAUACUGACUGGGACCUAGUGGAGUCCUAUCGCAUGUUUGACAACCUGGUCAAGGUUGGUAAGAUCAAGCCCGUCCAGCCACCAAUGCACUCCCGCCUGUCCAGUGCUCCAGGGAUGACUGGUGGUCAGCCGUCCCGCUCAUCAAGUGGUCCAGGAAUGACCAUCAGACAGCCAUCCCACCUGUCCAAUAAUCCGGGGAUGACCAGUGGUCAGCUAUCCAAUGUGUCAAAUGCCCAGCGGUAUUCAAGUGGACAACCCAGACAGGAAACCUACCCAGGAGGUACAGGUUUGUACCGGGGCCCACAGCCAAGGCAGGAGAGGAUUAUUCCUAUACAAGUGGAGAAGCCUCGUCCCCUGUCACAGGCUACAGGUCGCGCCUCCACCCCACCCCCUAUGGCCAAGAGACCAGCCAGCCAACAAGUGCAGAUGCACUUCAGGGAUCAUCCAGGUGACCAGACAAGGUUUCCUGGAGAUCAGAGCAGGCUGUCUGGAGACCCAAAUAGAUAUCAAGGAAACCAAAGUAGAUUUCCUAGAGAUCAAGGCGGGAUGUCUGUAGGUUAUAACAGGUUACCAGGCGAACAUGCUAUGUUUCAAAGUGACCAAGGACUAUUACCAGGUGGACAGGGUAGGUUACCAGGAGACCAGGGUAAGUUCAAAGUUCAAGCAGUCAAACCACAAGCUACCUCCCAUCAAGGAACACCUGGUCAGUAUAUGUCAGGACCAGGCAAGGUCGCAGAAAUCAACCCAAGGUCAAACAUUCUUUCUAGUAGUCCUGAAAAAAGUAGUAAUGGACAAGUUAGAUCCGGGGUAGGGUCAGGUCCAGGACAAAGAAUAUCAGUCAUCAAUAUCAAGGGGCCCGGCCAGCAUUCAGGGUUAGAGACUGAAGGUCAAAAAAGGUCAAGCACUCCCAUACAGUAUGUAAAUCAGCAAACUUCUGGAUUUGGAUCUCAGGUUAAGCAACAGAGUCAAGUGCCAGGAGGGAAAAUUCAUUCUCAGCCACCACGACCCCAAAGUGAGAUCAUGUAUGACAGUAAGGCAUCAACGUCUAGAAUGGUGGGAGGCUCCCUACCACCGAGUCAGACAACAUCUAUACAGAGGCCAGUCAGUGAGAUAGUCUCCAGUGAUAAACACACAUCACUGGCCAAAGAAACCAGGUCAGCCGAUGUGACACCCACAGGGAACCAGGGAGAGACACAGGAUACAGGCAGUCGGGAAUCUAAGACUGCACCUGUCACCCCAUCAUCUCCUCGGCCUCUGAAGCGUGGAUUCUCUAAGAUCGUGGAGAAUGAAUCACUGGUGAGUGCGACCAGAAGUAGCCUUCUACAUGACAUCGAGGAGGACAGCCAUGAUCACAUGUAUGUGCAGACAUUUGUCUUACCUGACCUCACUAUCUUUUCCUCUGACUAUCGUGCUUUCCUGGAGAAGGACCUCAUCGAAACCUCAACACUAGUGUCCUUGGAACAAGCAGGGCGACUGAACUGGUGGGCAGAGAUGGGGAUCUGCCAGCGACUCCUUCCCAUGGCAACCUCGGGGGAUGGCAACUGUUUGUUACAUGCUGCAUCACUAGCUAUGUGGGGUAUCCAUGACCGUGAGCUGAUGCUAAGAAAGGCUCUGUAUGACACACUGACACGACAAACCUACAGCAAGGCCCUGUACAGGCGCUGGAGGUGGCAGCAGACCCAGGUCAACAAAGAGUCGGGUCUGAUCUUCUCUGAAGAUGAAUGGCAGCAGGAGUGGAAGGGCGUCCUGAAGCUGGCCUCCACCCGUCCUAGGUCCCUGCCUGGCAUGUCUCGCCGCAGCAGUAGUUGUUGUGAUAGUGCCAUUACUCAGGGAGGAGAAGCAUCAACCCCAGUGGUGUACGAAAGUCUGGAAGAGUUCCACGUGUUUGUGUUGGCUCAUGUCCUACAGCGAGCUAUCAUCGUUGUGGCAGACACCAUCCUGAAGGAUUCUCAUGGGGAGGCUCUCGCUCCCAUCCCCUUUGGUGGGAUUUACCUGCCUCUAGAGAUUGAGUCCAAGUCCUGCUACAGGUCACCUCUGCUACUCACCUAUGAUGCUGCUCACUUCUCUGCUCUAGUGCCUAUGGAAAAACAAAGCUCGCCACCCACUGAAGAUAAAUCAGCUCUUCCAGCUGCCGUGCCCUUGGUUGGACCAGACCUUGUCCUGUUACCGCUACACUUUGCGGUAGACCCAGGUGCAGGGUAUGACUGGGGCCGGACCAACUGCAUCGGUGUCAGCGUGUGUAACAGUCUAGAGGAUCGCAUCAACCUGCUCCAGCAGUUUCUUGAAAUGGACAAACUACCAAUUCUUUGUGAGAGUGAUUAUGAUAGUGAUGCUCGCUCGACGGGGUCGUACGAGUCUGAUGAAAAUCUGGGUUGUAUUGGAAAGGAUAAGAAACGUGAUAGCAAAAUGUCUCAACAGAUUCAAAACAUGACGAAACAGUUUGGAAGCUUAGGAAAAAGUGUGGGUAAAAAGUUACGUAAGAACUUUGGAAGUGUGGGAAAAGCUCUCAAAUCAAUGGGGCCAGAUUCAGAAAAAGGGAAGCGUGUAGGUGGUGUUACACAAAGUACGAAAGUGCAACUCACCAUAGCAGCCAUGUCAGAACAAGAACAGACAUUUGUUUGGUGUGCAAAACUUUCAGUGUCUCAGAGCCAGACUCGUAGACGCAUGAUCAACAAUUACCUUCAAGACUCAGAAGCACGUUUCAAGCAAGAUCGAGAGCUGAUGAGGCCUAGCAGGGAAGAGAUUCGUCGUCGAUCCCUUGGCACUUAUGCUGAUAGCGACCAUCUGACGAAGUGUGUCACAUCUGCAUGCAACAUGUACGGCAACCCGGAAACCUGCUACCUAUGUUCUAAGUGUUUCUCUGAGCAAAGACUUCAAGCUUUAGAGAAGGAAAAAUUGAGCAAUAAAACUUCCAACCCUCAAAAUCCGUCUAAAGGUCCAGAACAAAUUAUAAAAAAGUGUGGCCAGUCCAUGUUUUAUAUCUCACCGGAUGAGGUUGCUGAUGCUGACGAUGCAUUUGUCUCAGAUCCGAAAUUGCUGGUGUCAAAGUCAGGUCCACCCUCUUCACAGGUCAACAACAAGCACCAUGCAAAUGUAAUGUCUGGUCGAGAUAGAACACCAUCACCGGAUUACGAUAAUGUGGAGUACAAGACUUAUAACAAAGCAGCACCAAACCCCUUGGGCCCAAGUCGGAUACCUGCGUCCAACUCCUCUGUUCCUGGGCACUCUACAGUGCCAAACUCCUCAGGGCCUGUCCAUCCAACGAUCUUGCAACCAAAAGUGGCCAACACAGCUAACAAAGGGGUGGGAGCCCCCUGUAGAACGGCAGGUUGUACUUUUUUUGGAACUGAGGCUACCGAAUUCUAUUGUUCUGCCUGCUUUAAAAAAUCAGCUGUUGCCCAGAAACCACAAGGCUACAUAGUGACAUAGCAGAGUCCCUGUCCUAUAUGUAUAUACGGGUAGAAACAGGCAUGCAUUUUGGGCUUAGGACAUGAGCUUCCUCAUAUUUCUGUACUUAAUUUCCAUUUGAUUUUUAACUUGGAACACUUUAAAAGUUAAAAUGUGUACUCAUCUUGUAUGCAAUACAUGCAUGAUAUUUUUUUCUUUUUUUUUAAUUUGAUUUUAUUUCAAUUAAUUUUUUGGAUUAAUAUAUUUAUUUAACUUCCUGUUGCUAUAGUCCAUAUCCAGGGGAUUGCCAGUAUUUGUGACCUUCCCACUGUCAAAUAUGAAUCCUGUACAUUGUUUCAUCACUAACUUAUGUCUUAUGUGUGAAAUUUUCUUUAGUCUCUGUUAUCAGCAAAAUAGAGCUCUGUAAAAUCUGUAUGUCACAUAUAGAUCGUAAAUACAAAUAAUAGGAUUUCAAAUACUCUAAAAAACUUUGAAAUGCAAGCAAAAUUGGUUUUGUAUUAAACUUGUAAUAUAUACAUGUAAUAUUACAAAAAAUGUUCUGUUUUAAUACAAUACAUAUACAUUCAGUUUGAAAGCAGAUUUUUACAGUGAUGCCCAUUUUGAAGGAUCUUGAACUGUCUAAUUAGCCUGAUACAGAACUAAUCAGGCAAGUUUUACAGUUCAUGAGUCUUGUUUUAUGUAUAAAUUUAUGGUGCUUAAAAUGUCAACCAUGAUUUACCUUAUGCAACAGGUAAAUUGUUUUAGGUCCUUCACUGAUAUCAGAUCUAUUAAAAGUCAAUUAACACCAAAGGUAGUUAUUAAACAUUGUUCAGGGUGCUGUUUUAUUUCAGUGCUUUUUUCACUGUGAUGUCAUUAAAGCUUUAAAUAAUGUUAGGAUUUACAUGUCAAAUAUUUCACGAUCUCUGUUUAUUUAAAUUUUAUUCAAUAUUGUGGUCAGAAGAAGUUUGCCUUCAUGAAGUAUUUUACGAAGCAAAAAUAUGAUAAAAUUUAUUACCAGUUAUCAGUGAAUUUUGGGAGACUUUCAUAAUUAUUUGGUUCUAUUUUUUGGUUUCAUUUUUUUAUAUUUGUGCUGGAAGAAAGUGGACUCUACACAAGAGAGCUUAAAGUUGUUAUAACUUUGUAGAUCCAGUAGAUAAAUAAUGACUGCUAGAGAUCCGCUUGUCCUCUUAUAUGUUUACAUUAUGAUGCCAUUAUCAGAAAUCCAUAUGGUAAUAUAAUCCCCUUAAUUUAUAUACAGUAAAACCUUUGUUAUAAUGCCCACAGUUUCAUUGGCCAUCUCACUUACUUCAGUGUCCCAUUUUCUAUCUUUUAUCAAAAUUUCAUUUAUACAUUUCCUACAAAAUAUCGCCAAACUCCUUUAUAAAAUGUCAAAAUUUGGCUUGACGAUUGGUUGCAGUAUAAAGAUCUUCUAUUCUACUUCCUACUCGUAAAACUUUAGUGCAGGUAAUAUCUUCAUUUUUAUAUUUUUGAUGUAUAUUUGAUGAAUUUCAAUUUAUACAUUUGUUUUUCAUUUUCCAUAAUUAUAUAUUUGACUAUUCCAUUUCGUUAUUGUUCUUCAUGGUCUAAAAGUCAAUAUGAUGCUCUGUGAUUGUUUAUAUAUUGAAUGCUUUUUGAUACGUUAAUUAGCAUUGUCUCAACUCAUGAUAGUCAUUGUUUCCGUCACGGUUCAAGUUGGGCAUUUUUACAUUGUUUGCAUCAUCUUGAUGAAAUAUUAGUCAUCACACUGUUUCAUUGUGAUCUUUAUUUAUUUAUUAAUUUUUUGGUAUUUUGAAACAAUGUUAUGAUGUUUAAAUAUUUUGGUUUUAAAUGAAAAAAUAGCACGAAGGAUAAUAUGUAUGUGUUCAUGAACUAAGCAUAGUUGCAGGUGAUCUCCAGAAUUUUCAAAACUUCUUUACCAAUGACAUUAACAAAUGCUUUUGUUAUCUUGAGCAAAACAGAAAAUAAUUUGUAAUAUUGUAAUGAACUUAUUGUUAUCGAUUAUUUCAACUGGUAGUUCAGAUGAAAGAAUUCAUUGUUUAUAUGCAAAGUGCACUGAACUGAAGCUAUUUUUUUUUUUAUUUUUUUUUUAUUUUAAAAUCUAUUUUGGUGUAUGACUUGGAUCUAAGGUACUUUGUUCAUGUUUUGUUUAAUUCUUGCGAUGGGACACUCAGAUUUUGUGUUUCACUGUAGCCAUGAUGCAAAAUGUUUGUGCUAAAGAAAAUGAAAUGAAAAAACUAAAACAUUGACAAGCAUGAUGCAUGUACUUUACCAUACCAUUUUUAGUGCAAAGUUCAAAGGUGGUCUGGGCCAGAAUGCAAAUGAAAACAAGUUCUAUAAGUAUUGCUUAAUUGAGGAUUGUAACAUUUUAGAAUUAAUUGAGAGUAAUGCAAACUUGUAUGCAAGUUUUUUCUUAUUUAUCUUGUUUUGUUAUUGCUGUAAGGUUAUUGCUGUAAGGUUAUUGCUGUAAGGACAUUUCAGUUUAGUUGUACAUUUAAAUACGUCUGUGUAAAAUAUCGGGGUUGUUGCCCUUUUUUCGUCCAUGGCUUAGGGCAGAUUAAGGGUGUCAUUUACGUUUUUGAAUGAAGUGUUGAACUGCAUGUUAACUGCUAUAGAAGCUCAAGUCCCAUGAAGUUAUGAUAUUCAUAUGGUUCUAAUUUCUCCUGAUUGUGGCACUAUUUUGUACCUAUAGGCACCUCUAUGACUUAUACAGGUAAUAUUACAGUAACAUAUGACUGUGAAUGACGUGAUACCAUUAAUAUCCAUUGAUGAAAUAUGUAAUCUGUACAUAUAGUUUGAGCUUUAAAAGUCUGUUACGAUAAACAUUUGUGCUUCCUUAUCUAGUUCGUAUACGUUGCAUUGAUUCUUUAAAAUUACCUUGUAUCAUGCUCUCUGUUAAAGGCAAUUCAAAACUUAUUUACAAUUUAUAUUACCAAUAAGCAGAAGUUAAAUAAGUUGUAUCUAAUUAUUGGUAGGAACUGAGUGAAACUGAAACUUUAGGAAAACUUUAUAUAAGGUUGUUUUACAUGUUUACCUUAUUAAGGUUCAUACUCUAGUGGUGUUGUAGAAUGGUCAUGUUGUAACAUGGUCAGUAGAAUGGUCAUGUUGUAAUAUGGUCAGUAGAAUGGUCAUGUUGUAAUAUGGUCAGUAGAUUGGUCAUGUUGUAAUAUGGUCAGUAACAUGGUCAUGUUGUAAUAUGGUCAGUAAAAUGGGCAUGUUGUAAUAUGGUCAGUAGAUUGGUCAUGUUGUAAUAUGGUCAGUAAAAUGGGCAUGUUGUAAUAUGGUCAGUAGAAUGGUUAUGUUGUAAUAUGGUCAGUAGAAUGUUCAUGUUGUAAUAUGGUCAGUAGAAUGUUCAUGUUGUAAUAUGGUCAGUAGAUUGGUCAUGUUGUAAUAUGGUCAGGAAAAUGGUCAUGUUGUAAUAUGGUCAGUAAAAUGGGCAUGUUGUAAUAUGGUCAGUAGAAUGUUCAUGUUGUAAUAUGGUCAGUAGAAUGUUCAUGUUGUAAUAUGGUCAGUAGAAUGGUUAUGUUGUAAUAUGGUCAGUAGAAUGUUCAUGUUGUAAUAUGGUCAGUAGAAUGGUUAUGUUGUAAUAUGGUCAGUAGAAUGGUUAUGUUGUAAUAUGGUCAGUAGAAUGGUUAUGUUGUAAUAUGGUCAGUAGAAUGUUCAUGUUGUAAUAUGGUCAGUAGAAUGGUCUUGUUGUAAUAUGGGCAGUAGAAUGGUCAUGUUGUAAUGUGGUCAGUAGAAUGGUCAUGUUGUUAUAUGGUCAGUAGAAUGGUCAUGUUGUAAUAUGGUCAGUAGAAUAGUCAUCCAGAAUAGUCCAGAACAUUUUACUGGACUCUAAUAUCUUUAAAUAUUAUUUUGUUGCCAACUAAAAGAAUGUUAUAAAUUAGACAAGACAGGGUUGAUGUGUCUGUUAACGUUGUUCUUAUCUACCCAGACGUAAAAAUGGCCACCAGUAUGUGCAGGGAAGUAAGUCAUAUCAGUAUAGAUAAUGAGGUUAAAACUUGUUUGAUAGGUUAUAUAGUCAGAGAUUUGAUACUAAUUUGACCUGUUUAACAUUAAUUUCAAACCAUUAAAGAUAUCCCUCAUUGUUUAGUCCCCAAUUAAAGUUGCAUUGUAUCUAACUUUAAUAUGUAUUGGUCUGUGAAAUUUACAUUGGUUAACAAGUGAGAUAUAUUGUUGAAGUGUUAAAUCUGAAAUAAAAUUUCAGUAUUUAUUGGUAUUUGAAUCUCGUUUGUGAUAUACAAGGUUACCGGUAGGUACAUGUAAAUCUGUUAAAGAUUAUUUAAACUUGGAACCAAAUGGCAGUUCAACAAAAUUGUACAGUAAAACUUGUCAAGUAGGAACACACAUCUAUAACAUUUUUGUUCUCAUGCAAAGUCAAUGUCAGGAACAUUAAACACUUAUCAUUAAUGUAUACAUUUUGUCUAGCAAAAUAAAAAAACUUGUUGUUGCCAACCUGUUUUACUGUAGUUCCUGAUAGAUCAUUGUUUGUGGUUUACUGUAGUUAUAAGUUACAGUAGAUACUCAGUGGUUAACUUACAGAAUUAUAAGAAAAACUCACAGGUUUAAUAACACCAGUUAUAAGAGAAAUGUACAAGUUUACAUAGUUAUAAGAGAAACUCACUGGUUUAAUAACACCAGUUAUAAGAGAAAUGUACAGGUUUACUUAGUUAUAAGCUAGAUACUCAGGUUUACUCACAGAGUUAUAAGAGAAACUCACUGGUUUGAUUGCAGUAGUUAUAAGAGAUAUUUACUAGUUUUCUUAGUUAUAAGAGAAACUCACUGGUUUAAUUGCAGUAGUUAUAAGAGAAAUUUUCUAGUUUACUUGGUUAUAAGUAACAUUGUCACUGGUUUCCUGGCUCUGUAUUGUAAGCAUCAGUGGUAAGAGUAAUGUAGUUAUAAGACUGGUUUCCUGGCUCUGUAUUGUAAGCAUCAGUGGUAAGGGUACUGUAGCUAUAAGACUGGUUUCCUGGCUCUGUAUUGUAAACAUCAGUGGUAAGAGUACUGUAGCUAUAAGACUGGUUUCCUGGCUCUGUAUUGUAAGCAUCAGUGGUAAGGGUACUGUAGCUAUAAUACUGGUUUCCUGGCUCUGUAUUGUAAACAUCAGUGGUAAGUGUACUGUAGCUAUAAGACUAGUUUCCUGGCUCUGUAGUGUAAACAUCAGUGGUAAGAGUACUGUAGCUAUAAGACUGGUUUUCUGGCUCUGUAGUGUAAGCAUCAGUGGUAAGGGUACUGUAGCUAUAAGACUAGUUACCUGGCUCUGUAUUGUAAGCAUCAGUGGUAAGAGUACUGUAGCUAUAAGACUAGUUACCUGGCUCUGUAUUGUAAGCAUCAGUGGUAAGAGUAAUGUAGUUAUAAGAGAAAUGUUGUGGUUUACAGAAGUUAUAAGAGAAAUGCUGUGGUUUACAGUAGUUAUAAGAGAUUUGAUUUAUGGUUUACAGUAGUUAUAAGAGAAAUGCUAUGGUUUACAGUAGUUAUAAGAGAAAUGCUAUGGUUUACAGAAGUUAUAAGAGAAAUGCUGUGGUUUACAGUAGUUAUAAGAGAAAUGCUGUGGUUUACAGUAGUUAUAAGAGAUUUGAUUUAUGGUUUACAGUAGUUAUGAGAGAAAUGCUGUGGUUUACAGUAGUUAUAAGAGAUUUGAUUUAUGGUUUACAGUAGUUAUACGAGAUUUAAUUUAUGGUUUACUGUAGUUAUAAGAAAAAUGCUAUGGUUUACUGUAGUUAUAAGAGAAAAGCUGUGGUUUACAGUAGUUAUAAGAGAAAUGCUGUGGUUUACAGUAGUUAUAAGAGAAAAGCUGUGGUUUACAGUAGUUAUUAGAGAAAUGCUGUGGUUUACAGUAGUUAUAAGAGAAAUGCUGUGGUUUACAGUAGUUAUAAGAGAAAUGCUAUGGUUUACAGUAGUUUCCAUUAGGCUUCAAACAUCAAUAGGAAACUAAGGAGGAACAGGAAAGCUCUGUUAUAGGCUGUACAUCGGAAAUAUUAAAAUAUAAAAAUUAUUCCACCCCCCCUAAAAAAUUGUUUGAACAACCUAAAUUACUGAGAAUUGUAUCCACAUUAAUAGCCUGCAAUGUAAUGAUGCCACAAUGCCCUCGAGUAUUGACGCUUUAGGAGUCAUCAUUGAUUAAACAAUAUCAGUGAUUUUCUUAGUCUUAAUAUACGACUGUUACUACAGUUGUAUUAACAUUGUUAUCUGGUGCUCAUAGAGUCCAUGUUAUGUCUGUUCCAUGUAUAACAUUUACACAAUCCCAUUACGUAUGCAAAGAUAAAGACUAAUAAGGUUACUUCUGUAAUCUGAGGGUAGGUUGAUUACCUGUAAUUCCACACAUAUAUUUACACCUGUGAAAUGUUCAUCCAACAUGGACGCUGGUUCUGAAACAAUUGUUUUUGUUAGUUAACCUAUAAUUUAAACAAGGUGAUUUGGUAACAAAUCGCAAAAUACAAAAGAACUAUUGGCGGCUUGCAGUCAUAGCAUGCAAUGAAUCAAAAGAAAACGGUUCUUACAAAACAGAAUUUAACAAAUGGAAAUAAGCACAAAAUGUAAUCCUUAAAAUAAAAUAAAAUAUCCAAAAAUUUUAAGAACAUAAAACUUAACACAUAAUCAAACCGAAGAAUAAAAUUGGCUCCAUAUGAAAUAAAGAAUGAAAAUGUAAAAUGUCAAGACCAUCUGUCUGAAAAUUAUCUGGGAAGUUUGAGGUAGGGGUAAUGAUCUGAAACAAUCGGUCUACUUUUGAAAGGAAAUUCCUCAGUGGGUAUGCUUGAUGGACCUGUAACCGUGUUUGAAGGCCUCUGCUGUCAAAAACAACAUCUCGUGUUUCAUAAAAGAACAGGUCUGGUUUAACUGGUCAAAGCUCUUGGAACAAUCAAAUUUGAUAAA